CUCCCUCCUUCCUUGGCCCUGGGAAGGCGAGCGAGAGAGCGAGGCACACCCAUCCCAGGCAGAGUUACAAGAGCCCUGCCCUGCCUCGGGAGCUGCCCACUCUCUCUGCGCGCUCCUGCGGCAGGGAUCCCACCAGCGCCUGCCUGCCAGGGCUCAGCUACCGCCUCCAGGAUUCCAGGACCGGAUCGGGGUCUGGGCAGCCACCGGGACGUCGCCUGGCAUGGCCGUGCCGGGCAGCUGAAGGCCACUGACCCACAGGUUGGAAAAUCGGAACAAACAUUACUAAAGGAUUGACAAGUGACGAGAAGGGAAUUCCUGGGGCGGCUCCUGCCAGGACCAAAGUCCUAGAAAGAUGGAGAAGGAGGAAGAAGAUACUCGGGAGAUUCUGCUCCCUGACUGGCAAGGAAGCGGCUCUCAAGGCAUUACCAUUGACCAGACAGAAGAAGGUGUUUUCGUGAAACAGGUUCAGCAGGACUCACCCGCUGCCAAAACAGGCGUCGUGAAGGAAGGGGAUCAGAUAGUGAGUGCCACAAUCUACUUUGACAACCUGCAGUCUGGAGAAGUCAAAGAGAUCCUGAAAAAUGUCGGCCACCACACAGUAGGCCUUCGGCUGCAGAGGAAAGGAGACCGGUCUCCAUUGCCAGGAGAGUCUUGGUCCCAUGACGUGUUUGCUCCAGGAAGUCCAGAAGUUGUUCUGAGUGGAGAUGAUGAAGAGUACAGACGGAUUUACACCACAAAAAUUGAGCCUCGCCUUAAAUCGGAAGAUGGUAUGGAAGUUGAGCACACAGGAACCCAGAGCAGAACCAUUACAGUCACCAAGAGAGUUACUGCUUAUACUGUCGAUGUCACAGGUCAUGAAGGUGCCAAAGAGAUUGACAUCACCAGUCCAGAAUUUAAAAUCAAGAUUCCGAAACAUGAACUUACCCACAUUUCUAAAGCAGAGAUUGAAACUGAACCUGGGAAAACUGUCAUCAAGAUCCCACACGUGGAUUUGUCGGGGAGAACUUCCCAAAUAACAGACUCCCAUACUGGGGUGAGAGGAAAACCUGAUAUUACAUAUUCUGGACCAACUGUUGAAUCGCCCUCUCGAAGGUUGGAAUUUGGUGUUCCUGAUAUCCACAUGGAACAGCCAAAGGUGGGGAAAACUGAUAUCCGAAUCUCUGGGCCUCAUGUCACUGGUGUAGAUCUGAGAACCCAGACAGACUUUAAACCAGGAGGGCAGGAGGCUGGUUUUCAUGUUGCAAGGCCUGAAAUAAAUGGGAAAGCAGGUUGUGUUUCUGUAAUAGACUUUAAAGCAGGCGUUAAGCUACCAGAGUCUAGUAUCUCAGGCCCUACAAUGCAAGGAGAUGUAGGAGGGCUGCAAGCUGAUGUGUCAUUGCCACACCUCAAGGGUCCUUCAGUUGGCAUUUCGGGGCCUCAAAUUCAAGGUGAACGGAAAGGUCCAAAAGUAGAUAUCCCCGUGUCAUGUGUAGAAGCUUCAGAUAUCAACAUUGGAAGCACAGGAAAGAUUGCAUUUCCUGCAAUGAAAAUGCCCAAAUUUGGUGUAUCUUCUCCAGUUUCUGACAUUGAGGUUCCUCAGCUUGAUGCAAUGGCUCCAUCAGUGUCAAUCAAAGGCCCGGAAGGAUUCCUGAAAGGCCCCAAAUGUACAGUGGGGGACUCUGGAAUCACACAACCACAGGUGGAUGUGGGCCGAAAAGGUCUGGACUUGAAGGGUGGCCUGAAAGUUAUCUCCCCAACUUUCGAAGGUCCCAAUGUGGAUAUCAAAGGGCCGAAAGUGGAUCUUGGGGCUCCAGAUAUCAGUCUUGUAGGCGGUGAAGGAAAACUUAAAAUACCCCACAUGAAACUUCCUAAAUUUUCUGCAUCUGGCCCUGAAGUGGAUGUGACUGUUCCAAAAGGGGGAGUUGACAUCUCAGGACCGAAAGUGCAUGUACAAGCUCCAGAUGUGGCUCUUGAAGCACACGUGAAAGGACCCAAAUUUAGCAAGCCUGAAAUAGUUGGCCAGACACCCAAAAUUUCUAUGUCGGAUGUUGACUUGAAUCUCAAGGGCCCUAAAGUGAAAGGAGCCAUGGAUGUUUCAGGGCCAAGGGUGGAAGGCAGCUUAAAAGGGCCUGGUAUGGAUAUUAAGGGUCCCAAACUAUACACUGGAACUCCCAACGUUGACCUUGAGGGGAGCUUAAAAGGUCCAAAAGUCUCAGUGCCAUCCAUGAAAACAUCGCCAGUAAAAAUCCCUGUGCCAGAUGUGGACUUGAAUGUCAAAGGGCCAAAACUAACAGGAGAUGUGGGUGUUUCUGUGCCCAAGAUAGAAGGUGACCUCAAGUGGCCCAAGGCAGAUAUCAAAGGCCCCAAACUGGACAUAGCUGCACCUGGCAUUGGCAUCAAAGGUCCUGAAGGGCAACUGAAAGGUCCUCAUGUUAAGAUGCCAGCAAUGCACGUUAAGGCACCUCAAAUAUCUAUGCCAGACAUUGACCUGAACUUAAAAGGCCCCAAAAUCAAGGGAGAUGUGGAUGUUUCUGUUCCGAAAGCAGAAGGAGAAUUAAAGGGCCCAUCUGUUGAUAUCAAGGGCCCCAAAUUGGACAUUGGCACACCAGACAUUGAACUUCAUGGACCAGAACUCAAAAUGCCCAAAAUGAAAUUGCCUAAAUUCAGUGUGCCUGGCUUGAAAGGUGAAGUCCCUGAUGUGGACGUGAGUCUUCCAAAGGGGAGCAUUGAUGUUUCAGGUCCAAAGGUAGACAUUGAAGCUCCCACCUUGGACAUCAAAGGCCCUGGAGGACAGCUGAAAGGAACUCAUGUCAAGAUGCCAGCAAUGCAUGUUAAGGCACCUCAAAUAUCCAUGCCAGACAUUGACUUGAACUUAAAAGACCCCAAAAUUAAGGGGGGAGUGGAUGUUUCUAUCCCCAAAGUGGAGGGAGAAUUAAAGGGCCCAGCUGUUGAUAUCAAGGGCCCCAAACUGGACAUCGGCACACCAGAUGUUGGACUUCACGGGCCUGAGCUCAAGAUGCCUAAACUGAAAAUGCCCAAAUUCAGCAUGCCAGGCUUCAAAGCAGAGGUCCCUGAUGUGGAUGUCAGUGUUCCAACGGGCAGUAUUGACAUUUCAGGUCCCAAAGUGGACAUUGAAGCUCCUGGAUUAGAUAUUGAAGGACCAGAAGGCAAAAUUAAAGGCCCCAAAUUCAAAAUGCCCGAACUAAAUAUCCAGGCACCAAAUAUCUCAAUGCCGGAUGUAGACCUGAACCUGAAGGGGCCAAACCUAAAGGGUGACAUGAAUGUUUCUGUGCCCAAGAUAGAAGGUGACCUCAAGUGGCCCAAGGCAGAUAUCAAAGGCCCCAAGCUGGACAUAGCUGCACCUGGCAUUGGCAUCAAAGGUCCUGAAGGGCAACUGAAAGGUCCUCAUGUUAAGAUGCCAGCAAUGCACGUUAAGGCACCUCAAAUAUCUAUGCCAGACAUUGACCUGAACUUAAAAGGCCCCAAAAUCAAGGGAGAUGUGGAUGUUUCUGUUCCGAAAGCAGAAGGAGAAUUAAAGGGCCCAUCUGUUGAUAUCAAGGGCCCCAAAUUGGACAUUGGCACACCAGACAUUGAACUUCAUGGACCAGAACUCAAAAUGCCCAAAAUGAAAUUGCCUAAAUUCAGUGUGCCUGGCUUGAAAGGUGAAGUCCCUGAUGUGGACGUGAGUCUUCCAAAGGGGAGCAUUGAUGUUUCAGGUCCAAAGGUAGACAUUGAAGCUCCCACCUUGGACAUCAAAGGCCCUGGAGGACAACUGAAAGGACCUCAUGUCAAGAUGCCAGCAAUACACGUUAAGGCACCUCAAAUAUCCAUGCCAGACAUUGACUUGAACUUAAAAGGCCCCAAAAUUAAGGGGGGAGUGGAUGCUUCUAUCCCCAAAGUGGAGGGAGAAUUAAAGGGCCCAGCUGUUGAUAUCAAGGGCCCCAAACUGGACAUCGGCACACCAGAUGUUGGACUUCACGGGCCUGAACUCAAAAUGCCCAAAAUGAAAUUGCCUAAAUUCAGUGUGCCUGGCUUGAAAGGUGAAGUCCCUGAUGUGGAUGUGAGUCUUCCAAAGGGGAGCAUUGAUGUUUCAGGUCCAAAGGUAGACAUUGAAGCUCCCACCUUGGACAUCAAAGGCCCUGGAGGACAACUGAGAGGACCUCAUGUCAAGAUGCCAGCAAUGCACGUUAAGGCACCUCAAAUAUCCAUGCCAGACAUUGACUUGAACUUAAAAGGCCCCAAAAUCAAGGGAGAUGUGGAUGUUUCUAUCCCCAGAGUGGAGGGAGAAUUAAAGGGCCCAGCUGUUGAUAUUAAGGGCCCCAAACUGGACAUCGGCACACCAGAUGUUGGACUUCACGGGCCUGAGCUCAAGAUGCCUAAACUGAAAAUGCCCAAAUUCAGCAUGCCAGGCUUCAAAGCAGAGGUCCCUGAUGUGGAUGUCAGUGUUCCAAUGGGCAAUAUUGACAUUUCAGGUCCCAAAGUGGACAUUGAAGCUCCUGGAUUAGAUAUUGAAGGACCAGAAGGCAAAAUUAAAGGCCCCAAAUUCAAGAUGCCAGACAUGCAUUUUAAGGCACCUAAAAUCUCUAUGCCAGAUGUGGAUUUGAACCUCAAAGGCCCCAAACUGAAAGGAGAUCUGGAUGUUUCAGCUCCCGGGCUGGAUGGCAAUUUGAAAGGACCAGAAAUUGACAUCAAAGGUCCCAAGCUGGACAUUGAUGCUCCAGAUGUUGACCUUCAUGGGCCAGAAGGGAAACUGAAAAUGCCAAAAUUCAAAAUGCCAAAGUUUGGAAUGCCCAGCUUCAAAGGGGAGGGCCCAGAUGUGGACGUAAGCCUCCCGAAAGCAGACCUUGAUGUUUCUCUUCCCAAUGUAGAUGUUGAGGCACCAAGCUUGGACAUUGAAGGCCCAGAAGGAAAACUGAAAGGGCCCAAGUUUAAGAUGCCUGAACUGAAUAUCCAUGCACCCAAGAUGACAAUGCCAGAUUUUAAUCUGAAAGGGCCUAAAUUAAAGGGAGAUGUUGACAUUUCUGGGCCGAAGAUAGAAGGUGAACUCAAAGGGCCUCAGGUCGGCAUUGAGGGUCCUGAGUUGGAUGUUAAUGUCCCUGAUGUGGAGCUGGAGGGCCCUGAAGGAAAAAUUAAAGGUCCCAAAUUCAAGAUGCCAAAACUGAAUAUUAAAGCUCCUAAAAUCUCCAUGCCAGAUGUUGACUUGAAUCUAAAGGUCCCCAAAAUGAAGGGUGAAAUGGAUGUGACUGUCCCAAAGAUUGAGGGUGAUCUGAAAGGACCCAGCAUUGACGUCAAGGGCCCAAAAUUUGAUGUAGAACUCCCAGAUGUUGAUCUUGAAGGCCCAGAUGCCAAAAUGAAGAUGCCCAAGAUGAAACUACCAAAGUUUGGGAUGCCUGGCUUCAAAGGAGAAGGUCCUGAUAUUGGUGUGAGCCUUCCCAAAGGAGAUCUUGACAUUUCGGGACCAAACCUAGAUGUUGAUAUGCCAAGUGUAGACAUUGAAGGUCCAGAUGGAAAAGUGAAAGGUCCCAGGUUUAAAAUGCCUGAAAUGCAUUUCAAAACGCCCAAAAUCUCCAUGCCGGAUAUUGACUUAAACUUGAAAGGACCCAAGCUAAAAGAAGAUGUUGAUAUUUCAGUCCCAAAAUUAGAAGGAGAACUGAAGGGCCCCAACAUUGGCAUCAAGGGUCCCACAGUAGACAUAAGUGGUCCAGAUGUUGAUCUUCACAGUGAGGGAAAACUGAAAAUGCCAAAACUGAAGAUGCCACAUUUUAGCAUCUCGACACCCAAACUUGAAGGGCCUGAUGUAGAUGUGAGCUUGCCAAAAGGAGAGUUUGACAUUGCAGGCCCAAAGAUUGAUGUGGAAGCUCCAGAAUUUGAUAUUGAAGGCCCAGAAGGGAAACUAAAAGGUUCAAAAUUUAAGAUGCCAAAACUGAAUAUCAAAGCACCUAAGAUCUCCUUGCCUGAUGUAGACUUGAAUCUCAAGGGCCCUGGAGCAAGAGGGGAGAUGGAUGUAACUGUUCCAAAUAUUGAAGGCAAUUUGAAAGGACCCCAGAUUGAUAUCAAGGGCCCCAAAAUGGACAUAGAAGCUCCUGAUAUUGACUUGGAAUGCCCUGAAGGAAAACUGAAAGGAUCCAAGUUUAAGAUUCCAGAAAUGCACAUAAAGGCUCCAAAGAUCUCUGUGCCAGAUGUUGACUUGAAUUUGAAAGGUCCUAAACUGAAGGGAGAUGUUGACGUUUCUCUUCCAAAAGUAGAAGGUGACUUGAAAGGCCCAGAUGUUGAUAUCAAAGGGCCAAGGUUUAAGAUGCCUGAAAUGCACCUCAAGGCGCCAAAGAUUUCUCUUCCAGAUGUUGAUUUGAAUCUGAAAGGCCCUAAAUUGAAGGGAGAUGUUGAUGUUUCAGUACCAAGGCUGGAAGGUGACCUGAAAGGCCCAGAUGUGGACAUCAAGGGUCCUAAACUAGACAUAGAUGCUCCAGAUGUUGAUAUUGAAGGCCCUGAAGGAAAAUGGAAGAGUCCUAAGUUUAAGAUACCUGAAAUGCACAUCAAGGCACCAAAAAUAUCCAUGCCAGACUUUGAUCUAAACCUAAAAGGUCCCAAAAUCAAGGGUGAUGCAGAUGUUUCAGUCCCCAAACUACAAGGUGAUUUGAAAGGACCAGAAUUUGAUAUAAAGGGUCCCAAACUGGAUAUUGACUCCCCAGAUGUUGAGCUUCAUGGACCUGAAGGGAAACUGAAAAUGCCAAAAUUCAAAAUGCCAAAAUUUGGAAUGCCUGGUUUCAAAGGCGAAGGCCCACAUGUAGACAUAAGCACCCCCAAAGCAGACUUUGAUGUUUCUGUUCCUAAAGUUGACAUUGAAGCACCAAGUUUGGACAUUGAAGGCCCAGAAGGAAAAAUUAAAGGGCCCAAGUUUAAGAUGCCUGAAAUGCACAUCAAAGCUCCAAAGAUCUCUCUUCCAGAUGUUAAUUUGAAUCUGAAAAGUCCAAAACUGAAGGGAGAUGUUGAUGUCUCAGUUCCAAGGCUGGAAGGUGACCUGAAAGGCCCAGAUGUGGACAUCAAGGGUCCCAAAUUGGACAUUGAUGCUCCUGAUGUUGAGAUUGAAGGUCCUGAUGGAAAGUGGAAAGGUCCUAAGUUCAAGAUGCCCGACAUGCAUUUUAAAGCCCCCAAAAUCUCAAUGCCAGAUUUUGACUUGAACCUGAAAGGUCCCAAAGUGAAGGGGGAUGUGGAUGUUGCUUUACCAAAGUUGGAAGGUGAUCUGGAAGGACCUGAUGUUGACAUCAAAGGGCCAAAACUGGACAUUGAUGCUCCUGACAUUGAGACUCCAGAAGGCAAGUGGAAAAGCCCCAAAUUCAAGAUGCCAGAAAUGCACAUUAAAGCACCUAAAAUCUCCAUGCCUGACAUUGAUUUGAAUCUAAGAGGUCCCAAAGUCAAAGGUGAUCUGGAUGUGUCUGUGCCAAAGCUGGAGGGUGACUUGAAAGGCCCAGACAUGGACAUCAAAGGGCCCAAAUUGGAUGUUAACCUUCCUGAUGUUGAUCUAGAGGGUCCUGAAGGGAAGUUGAAGGGCCCCAAAUUUAAAAUGCCCGAAAUGCAUAUUAAAGCUCCCAAAAUCUCCAUGCCAGAUUUUGACCUUGGUUUGAAAGGACCCAAAGUGAAGGGGGAUUUUGAUGCUUCCCUGCCAAAGGUAGAAGGUGAUCUGAAAGGCCCUGACAUUAACAUCAAAGGUCCUAAAGUUGGUGUUGAUAUUCCUGAUGUUGAUAUUGAAGGACCUGAAGGAAAACUCAAAGGUCCCAAAUUUAAGAUGCCAGAAAUGCAUUUUAAUGUUCCUAAAAUCUCUAUGCCAGACAUUGAUUUGAACUGGAGAGGCCCUAAAAUUAAAGGAGAUGCUGAUAUUUCUGUACCUAAACUGGAGGGUGACUUGAAAGGUCCAGCUGUUGAUAUCAAGGGUCCCAAACUGGAUGUUGAUGUUCCUGAUGUUGAGAUUGAAGGCCCUGAUGGAAAGUUGAAGGGUCCCAAAUUUAAAAUGCCUGAAAUGAACAUCAAAGGACCCAAAAUUUCCAUGCCAGAUUUUGACCUGAACUUGAAGGGUCCCAAACUAAAGGGGGAUGUUGAUGUUUCUUUGCCAAAGUUAGGGGCAGAUCUGAAAGGACCAGGUGUUGAUAUUAAAGCCCCAAAAUUAGAUAUUGAUGCUCCUAACAUCAAUAUAGAGGGUCCAGAGGGAAAGGUUAAAGGUCCAAAAUUUAAGAUGCCUGAAAUGCACAUCAAGGCUCCUAAAAUCUCCAUGCCAGACAUUGAUUUGAAUCUGAAGGGCCCUAAACUAAAGGGAGAUGUUGAUGUUUCUGUUCCAAAGCUGGAAGGUGACCUGAAAGGCCCAGAUGUGGACAUCAAGGGUCCCAAAUUGGACAUUGAUGCCCCUGAUGUUGAGAUUGAAGGUCCUGAUGGAAAAUGGAAAGGUCCUAAGUUCAAGAUGCCUGAUAUGCACUUUAAAGCCCCCAAAAUCUCCAUGCCAGAUUUUGACUUGAACUUGAAAGGUCCCAAAGUGAAGGGGGAUGUGGAUGUGUCUGUACCGAAGUUGGAAGGUGAUCUGAAAGGCCCUGACAUUGACAUCAAAGGACCCAAACUAGAUGUGGAUGUUCCUGAUAUUGAACUUGAAGGUCCAGAAGGCAAGUGGAAAGGCCCCAAGUUUAAGAUGCCAGAAAUGCAUAUCAAAGCACCAAAAAUCUCCAUGCCAGAUGUUGAUUUGAAUUUGAAGGGUCCGAAACUAAAAGGAGAUGUGGAUGUUUCUCUACCAAAGAUGGAAGGUGAAUUGAAAGGACCUGACAUUGACAUCAAAGGCCCCAAAUUGGACAUUGACGCACCAGAUGUUGACUUGCAUGGUCCAGAAGGAAAGCUUAAAAUGCCCAAAUUUAAAAUGCCCAAAUUUGGAAUGCCUGGCUUCAAGGGGGAAGGCCCUGAACUGGAUGUAAAUCUCCCAAAGGGAGACAUUGAAGGUCCUGAGUUAGACAUUGAAGGUCCAGAUGGCAAAAUUAAAGGCCCCAAGUUUAAGAUGCCAGAAAUGCACAUCAAAGCACCAAAAAUCUCCAUGCCAGAUGUUGAUUUGAAUUUGAAGGGUCCGAAACUAAAAGGAGAUGUGGAUGUUUCUCUACCAAAGAUGGAAGGUGAAUUGAAAGGACCUGACAUUGACAUCAAAGGCCCCAAAUUGGACAUUGACGCACCAGAUGUUGACUUGCAUGGUCCAGAAGGCAAGCUUAAAAUGCCCAAAUUUAAAAUGCCCAAAUUUGGAAUGCCUGGCUUCAAGGGGGAAGGCCCUUCGGUGGAUGUGAGCUUACCCAAGGGAGAGAUGGAUAUAUCUGGCCCCAAACUAGACAUUGAAACUCGUGAUUUGGAAAUUGAGGGACCCGAAGGAAAAUUAAGAGGUCCCAAGUUUAAGAAACCUGAAAUGCAUUUUAAUGUUCCAAAAAUCUCAAUGCCAGAUAUUGACUUGAAUUUGAAAGGUCCAAAAUUAAGGGGUGAGAUGGAAGGUGACAUUAAAGGUCCUAAUGUUGAAUUGAAGGGACCUGGCAUUGACAUAGAGACACCAAAAAUAGAUAUUGAAGGAAAACCAAAGAAAUCAAGAUUCAAGCUUCCAAAGUUUAGUUUUCCUGGUACAAAGGUUCAUACCCCAGAGGUUGAUGUGAAGCUUAAGAAACCAGAUGUUGAUAUUUCGGGGCCUAAAGUUGAUGUUCAAGGUCCAGAUGUUGAUAUCCAUGGAAAAGGGAAAGGUCCCAAAUUUAAAAUGCCUUCCUUGAAUAUUUCAUCACCUAAAGUUUCAAUGCCCGAUGUGGAAUUAAAUGUGAAAGGGCCUAAAUUAAAAGGUGACCUUGAUGUUUCUGCACCAAGCCUGGAAGGGGAUUUGAAAGGUCCUGACAUUGACAUCAAAGGCCCCAAGUUGGACAUUGAUGCACCAGAUGUUGAUCUCCAUGGACCAGAAGGCAAACUCAAAAUGCCCAAAUUUAGAAUGCCCAAAUUCGGAAUGCCAGGCUUCAAAGGGGAAGGUCCUGAGGUGGAUAUAAACCUUCCCAAAGCAGAUAUUGAUGUAUCAGGACCCAAAAUGGACAUUGAAAUGCCUGACUUGGAAAUAGAAGGCCCAGAGGGCAAGAUCAAGGGUCCCAAACUGAAGAUGCCUGAAAUGCAUUUUAAUGUCCCCAAAAUUUCAAUGCCAGACAUAGAUUUGAAUUUAAAAGGUCCUAAAUUGAAAGGAGAUGUUGAUAUUUCAGUUCCAAAGCUGGAAGGUAACUUAAAAGGCCCAGAUGUUGAUAUCAAGGGUCCAAAACUGGAUGUUGACCUUCCUGAUGUUGAGAUUGAAGGUCCUGAAGGAAAACUCAAAGGGCCCAAAUUUAAGAUGCCAGAUAUGCAUUUUAAAACCCCUAAAAUCUCCAUGCCAGAUUUUGAUUUGAACCUCAAAGGUCCCAAAGUGAAGGGGGAUGUGGAUGUCUCAGUUCCAAAAAUGGAAGGUGGCUUGAAAGGUCCAGAAGUGGACAUCAAAGGCCCCAAAUUGGAUGUUGAUAUCCCUGAUAUUGAUAUAGAAGGGCCUGAUGGAAAACUGAAAGGGCCCAAGUUCAAGAUGCCUGAUAUGCACUUUAAGACACCCAAAAUCUCCAUGCCAGAUUUCGAUCUAAAUCUCAAAGGCCCCAAACUGAAGGGAGAUGUGGAUGUUUCUGUGCCAAAGUUGGAAGGUGAUCUGAAGGGUCCUGAAAUUGAUCUCAAAGGACCCAAAGUAGAUGUAGACAUUCCUGACGUUCAACUUGAAGGUCCAGAAGGAAAGUGGAAAGGUCCUAAAUUUAAGAUGCCUGAAAUGAACAUCAAAGCACCUAAAAUCUCCAUGCCAGAUGUGGAUUUCAACCUCAAGGGCCCCAAACUGAAAGGUGAUCUAGAUGUUUCAGCUCCUGGGUUGGAAGGCGAUUUGAAAGGACCAGAAAUUGACAUCAAAGGUCCCAAGCUGGACAUUGAUGCUCCAGAUGUUGACCUUCAUGGGCCAGAAGGGAAACUGAAAAUGCCAAAAUUCAAAAUGCCAAAAUUUGGAAUGCCUAGCUUCAAAGGGGAGGGCCCAGAUGUGGACAUAAGCCUUCCUAAAGCAGACCUUGAUGUUUCUCUUCCCAAUGUAGACAUUGAUGCACCUGGCUUGGACGUUGAAGGCCCAGAAGGAAAACUGAAAGGGCCGAAGUUUAAAAUGCCGGACAUGCACAUCAAAGCUCCCAAAAUUUCCAUGCCGGACAUUGAUUUGAAUCUGAAGGGCCCUAAACUGAAGGGAGAUGCUGAUGUUUCCGUUCCAAAGCUGGGAGGUGACCUGAAAGGUCCAGCCGUGGAUAUCAAGGGUCCCAAAUUGGACAUUGAUGCUCCUGAUGUUGAGAUUGAAGGCCCUGAUGGAAAGUGGAAAGGGCCAAAGUUCAAGAUGCCCGAUAUGCACUUUAAGACACCCAAAAUCUCCAUGCCAGAUUUCGAUCUAAAUCUCAAAGGGCCAAAAAUGAAAGGUGAUGUGGAUGUGUCUGUACCAAAGUUGGAAGGUGAUCUCAAGGGCCCCAAUGUGGAUAUCAAAGGGCCAAAAUUAGAUGUAGACGUUCCUGAUGUUGAACUUGAAGGUCCAGAAGGAAAGUGGAAAGGUCCUAAAUUUAAGAUGCCAGACAUGCAUUUUAAGGCACCUAAAAUCUCCAUGCCAGAUGUGGAUCUGAACCUCAAAGGCCCCAAACUGAAAGGUGAUCUGGAUGUUUCAGCUCCCGGGCUGGAAGGCGAUUUGAAAGGACCAGAAAUUGACAUCAAAGGUCCCAAACUAGACAUUGAUGCUCCAGAUGUUGACCUUCAUGGUCCUGAAGGGAAACUGAAAAUGCCAAAAUUCAAAAUGCCAAAAUUUGGAAUGCCUAGCUUCAAAGGGGAGGGCCCAGAUGUGGACAUAAGCCUUCCUAAAGCAGACCUUGAUGUUUCUCUUCCCAAAGUAGACAUUGAUGCACCUGGCUUGGACGUUGAAGGCCCAGAAGGAAAACUGAAAGGGCCGAAGUUUAAAAUGCCGGACAUGCACAUCAAAGCUCCCAAAAUCUCCAUGCCGGACAUUGAUUUGAAUCUGAAAGGCCCUAAACUGAAGGGAGAUGUUGAUGUUUCCGUUCCAAAGCUGGAAGGUGACCUGAAAGGCCCAGCUGUGGAUAUCAAGGGUCCCAAAUUGGACUUUGAUGCUCCUGAUGUUGAGAUUGAAGGCCCUGAUGGAAAGUGGAAAGGGCCAAAGUUCAAGAUGCCCGAUAUGCACUUUAAGACACCCAAAAUCUCCAUGCCAGACUUUGACUUGAACUUGAAAGGUCCUAAAGUAAAGGGGGAUGUGGAUGUGUCUGUACCAAAGUUGGAAGGUGAUCUGAAAGGCCCUGACAUCGACCUCAAAGGACCCAAAGUAGAUGUAGACAUUCCUGAUGUUGAACUUGAAGGUCCAGAAGGAAAGUGGAAAGGUCCUAAGUUUAAGAUGCCAGACAUGCAUUUUAAGGCACCUAAAAUCUCUAUGCCAGAUGUGGAUUUCAACCUCAAAGGCCCCAAACUGAAAGGUGAUCUGGAUGUUUCAGCUCCUGGGCUGGAAGGCGAUUUGAAAGGACCAGAAAUUGACAUCAAAGGUCCCAAGCUGGACAUUGAUGCUCCAGAUGUUGACCUUCAUGGGCCAGAAGGGAAACUGAAAAUGCCAAAAUUCAAAAUGCCAAAGUUUGGAAUGCCCAGCUUCAAAGGGGAGGGCCCAGAUGUGGACGUAAGCCUCCCGAAAGCAGACCUUGAUGUUUCUCUUCCCAAUGUAGAUGUUGAGGCACCGAGCUUGGACAUUGAAGGCCCAGAAGGAAAACUGAAAGGGCCGAAGUUUAAAAUGCCGGACAUGCACAUCAAAGCUCCCCAAAUCUCCAUGCCAGACAUUGAUCUGAAUCUGAAAGGCCCUAAACUGAAAGGAGAUGUUGAUGUUUCCAUUCCAAAGCUGGAAGGUGACCUGAAAGGUCCAGCCGUGGACAUCAAGGGUCCUAAAUUGGACAUUGAUGCUCCUGAUGUUGAGAUUGAAGGCCCUGAUGGAAAGUGGAAAGGGCCAAAGUUCAAGAUGCCCGAUAUGCACUUUAAGACACCCAAAAUCUCCAUGCCAGAUUUCGAUCUAAAUCUCAGAGGGCCAAAAAUGAAAGGUGAUGUGGAUGUGUCUGUACCAAAGUUGGAAGGUGAUCUCAAGGGCCCCAAUGUGGAUAUCAAAGGGCCAAAAUUAGAUGUAGACGUUCCUGAUGUUGAACUUGAAGGUCCAGAAGGAAAGUGGAAAGGUCCUAAAUUUAAGAUGCCAGACAUGCAUUUUAAGGCACCUAAAAUCUCCAUGCCGGAUAUGAACCUCAACCUGAAAGGGCCUAAAGUUAAAGGCGACAUGGAUGUUUCCACCCCAAAAUUAGAAGGGGAUCUAAGAGGUCCUGAAAUAGACAUCAAAGGUCCUAAGAUAGAUUUUCCUGACAUUGAUAUUGAGGGACCGGAUGGAAAACUGAGGGGACCCAAGGUGAAGAUGCCUGAAAUGAACAUCAAAGCUCCAAAAAUAUCCAUGCCAGAUGUUGACCUUAACUUGAAGGGCCCAAACCUGAAGGGAGAUGUGGACAUAUCUCUGCCCAAGAUAGAAGGUGAUGUGAAGGGACCGGAUAUUGAUAUAAAGGGCCCCAAACUGGAUGUUGCAGUGCCUGAUGUUGAGUUGGAAUGUCCUGAAGGAAAACUUAAAAGUCCCAAGUUUAAGAUGCCCGACAUGCAUUUUAAAGCCCCCAAAAUUUCCAUGCCAGAUUUUGACUUGAAUCUGAAAGGUCCCAAGUUGAAAGGUCCACAAGUUGAAGGUGGCUUGGAAGGUCCAGAGUUUGAUAUCAAAGGGCCCAAACUGGACAUUGAUGCUCCCAAUGUUGACCUCAAGGCUCCAGAAGGGAAAUGGAAAGGCCCCACAUUUAAGAUGCCUGAAAUGCAGAUUAAAACACCCAAAGUCUCCACGCCUGAUGUAGAUCUCAAUCUAAAAGGACCUCAGAUGAAAGGUGACCUCAAUGUUUCUGGGCCAAAACUUGAAGGGGACUUGACAGGUCCUGAAAUUGACAUCAAAUGCCCUAGAGUGGACAUUAAUGCUCCCAAUGUUGAUAUUCAUGGACCAGAUGGAAAGGUGAAAUUCCCCAAGAUGAAGAUACCCAAAUUUGGCAUGCCUGAGUUCAAAGGAGAAGGGCCUCAUGUAGAUGUAAAUCUACCCAGAGGAGAAUUAGAAUUAUCAGGCCCUAAGGUCAACAUUGAAGCUCCCAACUUGGACAUAGAAGGACCAGAAGGGCAACUGAAGGGCCCUAAGGUCAAGAUGCCUGAAAUGCAUUUCAAGACACCUAAAAUCUCCAUGCCAGAGAUUGACUUAAAUCUAAAAGGACAUAAAGUGAAGGGUGAUGUCGAUGUCUCCAUUCCCAAGAUUGAAGGCAACUUAAAAGGUCCAGGGAUUGAUAUUCACGGGCCAGGAAUUGAAGCUAAAGGCCCAGAGAUUGACUUGGAGUGUCCAGAUGUGAAUGUUGAAGGGCCCGAGGGAAAUGUUAAACUCCCCAAAUUUAAAAUGCCAAAAUUUGGGUUUGGAGCAAAAAGCCCCAAGGCAGAUGUAAAAUCUCCCACCCUGGAUGUCUCCUUUCCAGAAGGCGAAGUGAAUGUUGAAUCUCCUGACAUAGCCACUUCUGGAAAAGGGAAGAAAAGCAAAUUUAAAAUGCCCAAACUCCACAUGAGCGGACCUAAAAUUAAAGGCAAGAAGGCUGGCUUUGAUGUGAGUGGAGAGAUGGAUACAAGUGUGAAAUCACCGGAUUUAGAAGGAAGUCUUUCUGUCCCGGAAGCCACACUAAAGGGGGACAUGAACAUCAAGUCACCAAAGGGAAAGAAACCUGUGUUUGGGAAAAUAUCUUUUCCUGAUGUUGAGUUUGAUAUUAAAUCACCUAUAUUCAAGGCUGAUGCUUCUUUGCCGAAGGUGGAAGGAGAAAUCAAAGCACCAGGAAUAGAUGUCUCAUCACCAGCUCUAAAAUCUCCAGGUCUUGACAUUACAGUUCCUAGUGGAAGUGCCAGUCUCCCUGAUGUUAACAUUGGAGGUCCUGACAUCAGUCUUAAGAAACCAAAGUUCAAACUCUCAAGUGGAAAUGUUGAUCUGACUGGUCCCAAAUUGGAAGGAGAUCUCAGAGUACCUAGUAUUGAUGCAAAUGUUAGUGCUCCUGACAUCAAUCUGAAAGGUCCAUCAGUGAAUCUGCCCUCUGUGGAUGUUUCUGCCCCUUCUGUCUCAGCCCCUGAUCUUGACAUUAACUUGAAAGGACCAAAGCUAAAAGGUGACAUUGAGCUUCCUAAGGCAGAACUACAAGGCCCAGAAGGGAAAUUGAAACUCCCAAAAUUUGCCUUGCCUAAAAUUGGGAAGCCAGGCAUGAAACUGGAGGGGCCUGAUGUGGAUCUUCAAGGACAGCUGCCCUCAGCAAGCAUUGAUGUUUCGGCCCCAAGUGUGAGUGCUCCUGCAAUUGAUGUGAGCUUGAAAGGACCAAAAGUAGGAGGAGACUUGGGUCUUUCUGGUGAUGUUAAAGGUCCAAAGAUAGGAUUUGGCGCACCAGAUGUUGACAUUGGUAGUUUUGAAGGGAAGCUUAAAAUGCCAAAGUCCCCAAGUCUAGAUGUCAAUGUGAGUGCUCCAGACCUAGAUGUGAAAGGGCCGAAAGUGAAAAUGACCUCUGGAGGAGGCAUUUCUGCACCGGAUUUUGAUAUGAAUCUGAAAGGACCAAAGAUCAAAGGAGAUCUCGGCAUUUCUGGUGGCAUUACAUCUCCCAAGGUGGCUGUCGAAGCACCCAGCAUUGGCAUGGAAGGUUCUGGAGGUGGAAUUAAGCUUCCUUCCAUGAAGCUGCCGCAGUUUGGCAUCUCCAGCCCUCAUGGUGAAGGAGUGAAUAUUUCAGGACCACACAUCAAAGGACCUGAAGUAGAUUUCAGAGGACACAACAUUUCUGCCCCAGCCCUCGACCUGAACAUGAAAGGACCAAGUUUGAAAGGUGACAUUCAUAUGAAAGGUCAAGAAAUCAGAGUGGGGGCACCUGGUGUGAAGAUUUCUGGCAUGGGCUUGGACACUAGUGCUCCUGAUGUCAGCUUGAGAGGACCUUCACUCAAUGUGUCAGCUCCCAAAGUUUCUGGACCAGACUUUGACAUCAGUUUGAAAGGGCCUAAGGUCAAAGGAGGUCUUGAUAUUUCGAAAGAUGUCAAAACUCCAGAGCUAAAUAUUGGCAUCCAAGGUGCUGGAGGCCUUCAAGUUUCUGGGCCAAAGGCAGGGGGUGAUCUCAAAGGUCCCAAAUUAGAGCUCAAAGGUCCUUCUGUUGGGGUGAAUGUUCCACAUGGCCAUUUAGAAAGUCCAUCUGGAAAAGUGUCAUUUCCCAAGAUGAAAAUACCAAAAUUUGUGGUUUCAGGACAAGAGCUAACAGGAAGGGAAGUUGGAGUUGAUGUUGAGUUCCCUCAAGUACCAGAAGCAAGCCUCCAUGCCGGGGCAAUGAAUGUUGAAUUGGAAGAGCCUGACAUUAAGCUUAAGAAAUCUAAAAUUAAAAUGCCAAAGUUUGCUUUCUCCAAAUCUAAGGUCAAAGGCAGUGUUGGCUCCCCAGAGAUCUCAGCGUCUGUUUCAGGGUGCGAAGGGGAACUAAAAACGAGUCUAGGUUCCUUGGAGGGUGAUGUGGAAGUAGAAGGGUCUGCCUCUCCCAAAGGGAAGUUUUCCUUCUUUAAGACCAAAAAGUCACGGCAUCGCUCCUCAUCCUUUAGUGAUGAGCAUUCCUCCCAUUCGACACCGACAGGCACGCUGGAGCAUGAGGGAGACAAAGGCAAGCACGCCAAGCUGAAAUUUGGUACAUUUGGGGGAAUAGGGUCAAAAACUAAAGGUUCUUAUGAGGUAACGGGAAGUGAUGAGGAAGGGGGAAAGGUGCAGGGGAGUGGGGCCUCGCUAGCGUCCAAGAAGUCUCGGCUGUCAUCUUCCUCAAGUAAUGACAGCGGGACAAAGGUGGGCGUACGAAUGCCAGCGGUAGAGUUGACUGUGGCGAAGAAGAAAGAGUAAAACAGGAAAUUCUUGUGUACAUAAUUGCCUCUGCGUGUAUAUAUCUCUGUCUCCCUUCUGUGUGUAUAUAUAAAUUUCCUAGCUUGAAAUUCUCAGCAAUAAAACAGGUGAUGCCCAGUGAAAUGGUAGGCCUUAACUGAAAAAUAACUACUGUUUUACUGAGAUCAGGGAGUUGUCCACCGUCAUUCGAUCUUCCAUAGAUAUAUACACAUAUAUGACAGAAACUGAUACAGCUGCUUUGUUUUGUUACAUUCUUAAGCAGUGAUAUGGCAGGUAAACCCGUACUGCUAUCCCAGAAUGCACUGUCAUGCUUCCCACAAUGCAUUGUGGCUUUGAGAACAGUGAGUUGUGCCAAUUUUUUUAAAAAGCAGCCGUACACGCAUAAAAGCUGCUCGGUGAAUCAGCUGUAUCAGUUUGAAUUAAACAGUAUAAUUUGUGCCAAGGAUAAUUGUGUGAGGGGCACUUGUGCUGACUACCAGUCAAAAAGAGGAAGAGCCUAGAUUUUUGUGAUAUUUAAAGCUGUGCCAUGAGAAAGAUGGAUGUACAGUUCCUCGGAAGUAUUUUGGAAGUUUUCUCUUGCGUUCAGGGUUAGGGUUUGCGCUUUGUACGCUGAGAGCAUUACGUUUACUUUAGCAAGCUUUAAAAAAUAUAUAUUAUAUAUAUAAUUUUCAAUUUGCUAAAUAUCUUCAGUGUUGAUCUAUGGCAAUGUUUUACAUUUUAAUGACUUUUUUCACUUCUUUCUGCGGGGGGACGGUGGCUAAAAUUUCUAUCAUUUAAAAAGUGGAUGUAUUAAAAAAACACUGUAAAAAUAUAUAGAUGCAACUGAGAUGUGUCAAAUUUGGGGUCUCGCAAACAGUCUUACAUUGCUGUAAACAGGUUAAACUUUGCAUUAGUUUGAUAAAAAGACAGAUGUAAUAAAGCACCCAUAGUUUAAUUUAAUAUAAUUUUUGUUUGGUUAAAAAAGUCAUGAUAAAAUAAUCAAAAACUUUGUUACAUUCUGACAUCAUCUUAGCUGUCUCCAUAUAUUUGUUAUUUUUGUAUAAUAAGAUGGAACUUUGCUGAGUUGUGGAGCAAACUUCUUUGGAGGACUUCUCUAUUCCCUCCCACCUUACAGAUGCUAUUUGUUAUCUUUUUUGUUGUUGUUAACAAAUGUAUCUCUAUUUUAAAACAAAACAGUAAAAGGAAAAUUAUUUCAGCACUUUAAUGGCAAAUUAAUUGAGAAUGUAUGGAGGCUGAUCUUGUAAAAUGGAAAUAAACUGUUUAUUAACCUUUUGA
Molecule: messenger RNA, 18301 nt
Organism: Rhineura floridana
Lineage: Eukaryota; Metazoa; Chordata; Lepidosauria; Squamata; Rhineuridae
Product: neuroblast differentiation-associated protein AHNAK-like
Exons: 5
Coding region: 353-17026 (5557 amino acids)
Biological process (GO): regulation of RNA splicing
Cellular component (GO): cytoplasm; nucleus; costamere
Molecular function (GO): protein binding
Source: RefSeq, a predicted model, not a curated record